AUACAUAUCUUACAAAGCAAACAAGCUUUACAAGUUGUCUUUCUCUAUCUCCUUCUCUUUAACUCAUCAUAUUUCUACCCAAAAAUUUUCUCAAGACCUCAAAAAGAAUUCAGAAAUGAAGAGAUUCCAUCCAUCAAGAUCGAUCUCAAUAGCUCUGUUUCUGCUUUUGUUAGCUUUCUUUAGCAGCAAGUUUCACAUAGAGGGACAUAGAGAUUUGAGAGAUUUGCAAAUAAGCAAGGAGAUGAAGGAGAAUUCUCUUGGUGGUGAAGGAGAUAGCUUACGAAAAAUCCCGAGGAGUCGCUAUAGCCCUAUACAGAACAAGAGAGGUCCAAGUAGGAAACAUCAGAUCACAUCAAAUGAACCAUAGAUUUCUUCUCUAAUUUUUUACUUAGAUCUUAUGGUUUUUCUUUUGGUUGUAGAAUAGUAUUGCCUACACUUGUUUGUGAAUGCUGCAAUGUAGAGUUUGAUACUGUUACUAUUCUUAGAAUGGUUUUUUCUUUUUCUUUUCUUACUAGAAAGUCUUACUCUGACAUUGUUCUAUUGAGUCAAGACUCUUUGUUUAGACCUCUAAAGAGUGUUUAUUGGAUUUUGUAGAUUCGUAAAACAUCUUCAAGUUUAUAUAGAUAUAUUACUUGAUUGCAAUAUGAA
Messenger RNA from Arabidopsis lyrata subsp. lyrata, 648 nucleotides. RefSeq lists its product as uncharacterized. NCBI's taxonomy places the organism in Eukaryota, Viridiplantae, Streptophyta, Magnoliopsida, Brassicales, Brassicaceae. The transcript has 2 exons. Bases 116 to 367 code for a protein of 83 amino acids. The record is from RefSeq and is a predicted model, not a curated record.